This is a messenger RNA of Serendipita indica DSM 11827, 1998 nucleotides long. The record is from the annotation of a GenBank genome assembly. Lineage: Eukaryota; Fungi; Basidiomycota; Agaricomycetes; Sebacinales; Serendipitaceae.
AUGGCGUCUUCCCUCUUGUCUACGUCCAUCUUUUCCAACUCAGCCGCAAACUCGCGUACAAGUAGUCCCAGAACAAACUCCAACGUGCCUCUUCCUCGCGGAGGUGGCAUCCUCCUCAAUCCACUCACGCCGUUGGCACUACCGGGAACCAGCAGUCCGUCUACUCAUUCUCCACGCCCAAACACUUCAUUGUCACUCGCUCCAAACUCGACAACCUCGGAAUAUGCCUCUUCCUUUUCGAGUUCGCCCCACCCCCGUUCAGCCACGUCCCCCCUCCCGCGCUCAGAUUCUAGUUCAUCUAGUCAAAGUGAGACCAACAAUUCCAACGGCAACGCGACUCAGAAUGGCAACAGCCACUCUCGCGCAAACUCGAUCCGCAAGAUUCGCUUUGCGCCCUUACCCGAUCCAAGACGGGAAGAAUUGGCAGAAAACGUGUACACGACAGACAGUCCCCUCAUCGGUGCGCCUGGAGGUCUGACCCUCCCCUCGGACGAGGGCGUGUCGCUCGUGCAGCAACAACAAUUACCCACCACCACCAAUACCAGCAGUGCCCUCGGUCUUGUUCACAGCGCAGGGGAUCAACCUGCCGCCGGCACUUUACUCCUCCCCGCGGGCGCACAGGGCGCAAAUGUCGACGAGUCGGCCAUUCCCGACGAAACGGCCUCGGAUUAUGGAAGCUCAACCUCCGCCCUCCGUCGUGACAACACGGUCUCUAAACCAAAGCGCUGGAGCCAACGUCUUUUUGGACCGCUUUUGGGUAAAACCACCAGUGGUGGUGGCUCUGGCCCUGGUUCACCCAUGAGCUUUGAUGGGGGACGGGGAGCGCAAAGUGAGGACGAGAGCAUGUGGCGAACAGCGUCCCGUGACUCGAUGGCCUCGAAUACGAGCAACGAGGGGGGCAUGCUCGCAGGCCUCGCGCUGACCCGAAGACGAACGGCGUCUGGCGCAGACAGUCGACCAUCGAAACUGUCACUCGGUUUUGGUGGUGGUGGUGGUGUGCCCAUGAAGCGUGUCCAGUCGCUCGGAACGCCCGUGUCAAAGGGACCACUAGCACCAGCGCCGCGGAGACGAAAUCAACGAAUGCUAAAUGGACGUGUGUAUGGUGCGCCACGAUCAAGACCGUUUGAUAACGUCCAAGAUACCGAACCCGAGUUUGUCGAAUGGGGCCAUGGCGGCGCGGGAAGUGUCAAGAAUGCAGGGCUCGCUGGAGGCAAAUACGCCGGCAUUCAGAGUCAGGGUAACGUCAGCGUCGGAGCCACUGCCGGUGGAAGCGUUGCAGAUGAUGACGACGGGAGCGGUAUGGCGUGGGUGAAGCGAAGAAGAGAACAACGGGAGCGAGAAAAGGCAGAAGCAGAGAAAAAGGCUGCAGAGGCGAAAGAAGAUACCACCAAUUCAUCUCCAAACGCGGUGGCGGAAUCCGAGAGCAAUGUGACGAUCCAAGCACGCGAUUUUGUGGCAAAAGACGGUCAACUCGUCGAAGAUCCCGAGGCGGUCGACCUCUCUUCGGUACCCAUAACUACAUCCGGCUCAUCCAACGUUACGCCACGACCGUCGGGUACGCCGACCGGUGUGGGCACACCUAGACGCAAGGACAGCGGUAUGACCAUUACCAAUGUCGGCUCGCCAUUGUCCAACGAGUUGACGAUCAAUGUGGCUGAAGAUGAACAUCACGUCGUCAAGGCCGUGGCGGUUCCUGCUCAUCACCAUCACCAUCACCAUUCUCACGUUCAGCAUCCACACUCUGCAAACGAACCUGGUCGCAAGUCGCCGCCUCCACCUACCGGUGCCACCCCAUCCGAGGCAAGUAGCGUGACGGGAGACGACGAGGACGAUGAUGAUUCGGAUUCCUCGAGUUCGGACGACGAGGAUACGCAAGAGGAGCAAGAUAGCGAUACGGAAGAAGAAAUGGCCGAACGCGAGGAGAACCGCAAGACGUCGCUUUGCGCUGGUGUCGAAAAGAUUUCGCGUCAUCGAGAUCAACAAGUUCCUGGCUGUUGA